CACGUGUUGAAACCUAGGCCCCCUUCCGAGCAAAAUGGCCGAUGUGCUCCUCCUCCGGGUCAGGCUGCUGUCUGAGUCUGCGUGUCAAACACGGCCAAGGAGGGAAAAGAUGCAUCAGUGACUGAAUGGUCUUUUGCAACAUGAGUGUUGGAGCGACUUAUCGGUGAUGUCGGAAUCAGCUACUCGGUCCUUGCAGGAAGCUUAAUCGACCGCGGAGUGGCAGGAGCGCACAUCGGAAGAAGGGAGCUGUCCUUUAGCUAAAAUGACUUUCAACCGGUUACUAUCUAGCGCUGUUCUCGUCAGCAGAGUUGGAUCCAGGUCUGUAUUCACAAGCUCCAAGCCCGACACUGCUAACCCCAACUGGUUGCGGGUUGGUCUUGCCUUUGGAACGUCUGCCUUCCUUUGGGGCCUGCUCUUCAAGCAGCACAGCACAGACGCACAGGAGUACAAAGUGAGGAAUGGCCUGGAAUAACCCACCACACUGGAGGCGGUCAGGUCCUGUCUAUAGGAAGCACCUGUUUGUCUGCUUGUUUCCAAACUCUGAAUUCUGUGUCUAAUAAAAAUGAACUAUGUGAAAUA
Molecule: messenger RNA, 579 nt
Organism: Siniperca chuatsi (mandarin fish)
Lineage: Eukaryota; Metazoa; Chordata; Actinopteri; Centrarchiformes; Sinipercidae
Gene: ndufc1
Product: NADH:ubiquinone oxidoreductase subunit C1
Exons: 5
Coding region: 263-472 (69 amino acids)
Cellular component (GO): mitochondrion
Source: RefSeq, a predicted model, not a curated record